CUGUUCCGCGACACGAGGGAUGUAAACACGCGAGGAAACUUCUCCGCGCGACGUCCAACUCGAGAAUUUGUUUGAUCGAUACAGACUCGAGAGAGAGAUUGUUAUCAUGUCGAUCAGCGCAACAAGAUCUGGCGUUGUAUCGAGGCUUUCUCGCAAUUUGUUAAACAAACUUUCAAUUAUCCGGUCGUCGGACAGAUCUAGGAAUUGCGUCAGAGGUUAUGUCGAACUUCACUCGACACGUGUUUUGAAGAAGCAACGUCGAAUAUUUCCGCAAUUGUCUGUGCGAGGAUUUAAUUCCGAUACUGGUUCGCCGCAUCCAACGGAGAGUGAACUGAGCCUUGUGCAGUAUGAGAAGAUUUGCAACGAGACGUUGGACUCGUUAACGGAGUACUUCGAGGAACUACUCGAGGCAACAGCCCACUUGCCGGAUGCAGACGUGUCUUACGGAGAUGGUGUACUGACCGUAAAAUUUGGCGACCCCUAUGGCACUUACGUUAUAAAUCGCCAGACGCCGAACAAGCAAAUUUGGCUAUCCUCUCCGAAAUCCGGACCGAAACGUUACGAUUUCAUAAACGGCCAGUGGAUAUACAAACACGACGGCAAGAGUUUACACGAGCUGCUUAAUAACGAAAUACCGAUUAUUAUAAGAAAUCGAGCAUGCUUCGAUAGAUGUGCGUUUAGCGGUAGAGAAAACACAAACUACGAUAGAUAGUCUGUCUGAGAAAUAAUGUUAGGGAAAAUCUUAAUUAUUAAAAUAACUUAUGUGAGUCUUAUAUAAAUUUUUUAUUUGUACAGAAGUGGC
Messenger RNA from Pseudomyrmex gracilis, 802 nucleotides. It is a transcript of the gene fh, whose product is annotated as frataxin homolog, mitochondrial. The transcript has 3 exons. Gene Ontology annotation, molecular function: ferrous iron binding; ferroxidase activity; 2 iron, 2 sulfur cluster binding. The record is from RefSeq and is a predicted model, not a curated record. Lineage: Eukaryota; Metazoa; Arthropoda; Insecta; Hymenoptera; Formicidae. The coding region runs from base 107 to 712 and encodes 201 amino acids. Gene Ontology annotation, cellular component: mitochondrion. Gene Ontology annotation, biological process: intracellular iron ion homeostasis; iron incorporation into metallo-sulfur cluster.